Messenger RNA from Dothidotthia symphoricarpi CBS 119687, 1863 nucleotides. Its product is annotated as amino acid transporter. NCBI's taxonomy places the organism in Eukaryota, Fungi, Ascomycota, Dothideomycetes, Pleosporales, Dothidotthiaceae. Gene Ontology annotation, cellular component: membrane. Gene Ontology annotation, biological process: transmembrane transport. Gene Ontology annotation, molecular function: transmembrane transporter activity. The transcript has 4 exons. The record is from RefSeq and is a predicted model, not a curated record. The coding region runs from base 208 to 1776 and encodes 522 amino acids.
AUCACGAAUCUGGUCAAAGCUCCGAGAAGAGCUGAACACCUCUACAAACUCUUGUUCUCCUACCGCCAAGCAAAAGCUUAUCAUUUCGUAUUCGCCUCGUGAUUUCUCCGGUCAUAUCACCAGUCUGACACAUUAUUGGACCUUAUAUCUGGGAUCUUAGUUUCUGUCCUUCAGUUUUGUUCUGUUCCUGAAACUCACACAUUCGACAUGAUGUCUAAUCUGAAGACCCAAGCAGAUGUUGAACUCUACAACACUGAGUCGCAGGAGGACCCUGUGGUUUCAGAAAAGAAAGGCACUCCUAGUGACCAAAAAGACAUGUAUCGCAUGGGCAAGACGCAAGAGCUUCGAAGGAACUUCGGAUUCGUUUCAAUUCUGGCGUACUCCAUGACUUUGAUGGCUACAUGGGAAACCGUUUUAACAACUCUGAUUAUCCCAUUGACAAAUGGUGGAACUGGAGGUGCUAUUACCAUGUUCCUUGGUACAUCAAUCGGGAUGGGCUUCGUCGUUGUGUCCAUGGCUGAAAUGGCAUCCAUGGCUCCUACAGAAGGUGGCCAAUACCACUGGGUUUCAGAAUUUGCUCCCAAAGCUCAACAAAAGUUUCUCAGCUACGUUGUGGGCUGGCUUUGUGUUCUUGGUUGGCAAACUGGUACUGUUUCUAUUGCCUUUUUAGUCUCUGGUCAAAUCCAGGGCCUUAUGGUUCUGAAUAACGCCGCAUCGUAUAUGCCCGAACGAUGGCACGGCACGCUACUCGUUAUCGCUGUGGCCACGUCCGCAAUCAUCUUUAAUACUCUCUUAGCGCGUAAGCUCCCUCUGAUCGAAGAGUUGGUACUUAUACUUCACGUUCUUGGAUUCAUCGUGUUCUUUGUUACUAUGUGGGUCCUUGCACCGCGCAGCAAAGCUAGCGAUGUGUUCAGCGGCUUCCAGGACAACGCGGGUUGGGGAAACACUGGUCUCUCAGUCCUGGUAGGACAACUGGCGCCUAUCUUCUCCCUUCUUGGUGCGGACGCCGCGUGCCAUUUGAGUGAAGAACUCAAGGAUGCUGCAUACACUCUUCCACGAACUAUGAUCUGGACGGCCUGCUCAAACAGCAUCCUGGGAAUUCUCAUGCUGGUCACCUUUUGCUUCUGUCUAGGUGACAUUGAAAGUGUUAUCAUGACUCCAACAGGACAGCCGCACAUUCAGGUCCUCUACAAUGUCACAAAAUCGACUGUUGCCGCGAGUGCACUUGCAUCUAUAACACUCAUCAUGGCAGUCUUCGGCUGCGUCAACAACGUGGCUACCAGCUCACGCCAACUUUUCGCUUUCGCACGCGACAACGGGGUACCUUUCAGUGGCUUUCUAUCUCACGUUCGUUGGGAUCUCCCGAUCAACUCUAUCGUCGUGUCAUUCACAGUCUCUGUUCUGCUCUCCCUCAUCAAUAUCGGCAGCACUGUGGCAUUCAACUCGAUUGCCUCGCUUGGCAGUUGCGCCCUCCUAUCGUCCUACAUCAUCUCUGUAGGCUGUAUGUUCGUCAAGCGCUGGCGGAACGAGCCACUUUUACCAUGCAAGUUCAGCUUAGGAAGGGCUGGCAUUUGGAUCAACGGCAUCUCGGUCAUGUAUCUCAUUUGGGCACUUAUCUUCGCGUUCUUUCCUACCUUUCCUCAUCCCACACCUGACCUUAUGAACUGGAACAUUCUUAUCUAUGGCGUUGUUGUCGCUUUCGCUUUGGUCUUUUUCCUCGUCAAGGGCCGCAAGGUAUACGUUGGACCUGUGGAAUACACCAAAAAAGACUUGUAGUAUUCUCGCGAGUAUGAUUUUAUGACAGUUUUUGGAGCGAACCCAAGCCAGAAGGUUACUUUGAUAUUCUUCUUGUUGCAUGAACAG